CAACAAAAAUUGAAAAUGUUACGCGAGGCGUUGCGAAUUGGAAGCCGACGCAGUUACAGCUACAAAUCUGUGCGUCGUCCCAAUUUAAAUGUGGCAGCGGUGUCCAAAGCGAACAGUGUGAAACCGAAGCAGGAGCAGUCAAAUACACUAGAGGAUGCUGCUGGCCAUGGCAUUAGCCGGGGUAACCUGACCAAACAGCUGACCGCUAAAAUGCUUGCCACCGGCCCUAUUACAGUGGCAGAGUAUAUGCGGGAGGUGCUCACAAAUCCGCAAAGUGGCUACUACAUGCAUCGGGAUGUGUUUGGACGGGAAGGUGAUUUUAUCACAUCGCCAGAGAUAUCACAGAUAUUUGGAGAGCUUGUGGGCAUAUGGCUGUUGGCCGAGUGGCAGAAACUGGGUAGUCCUUCACCGUUUCAGCUGGUCGAGCUGGGACCGGGACGUGGCACAUUGGCGCGCGAUGUGCUCAAGGUGCUGACCAAGUUUAAGGCGGGAGCCGAUUUCACCAUGCAUAUGGUCGAGAUUAGUCCGUAUUUGAGUCAGGCGCAAGCGCAGCGUUUCUGCUAUAAACAUGAGACGGUGCCGGAGGAGGCGCAGUUGCCACACUAUCAAGUGGGCACCACCGCAACGGGCGUCCAAGCCUUCUGGCAUCGGCACCUGGAAGAUGUGCCGCCCGGGUUUUCCCUGGUGUUGGCGCACGAGUUCUUCGAUGCGCUGCCUGUGCAUAAGCUGCAACUGGUCAACGGUCAGUGGCUGGAGGUGCUCAUCGAUGUGCCCAGGACACAAGAAACGGAGACGAAGAACGCUGACUUUAGCUAUGUGUUACCCAAGUCACAGACGCCAGUGUCGCGUUUAUUUAAGCCUGUGCCGCAGGAGACGCGCAGCUGCUUGGAGUACUCGCUGGAAACGGAGCGACAUGUGGGCUUGCUGGCGGAUCGUUUGGAGCGGCAGGGCGGCAUUGCGCUCAUCAUGGACUACGGUCACUUGGGCGACAAGACGGACACAUUUCGUGCCUUCAAGCAGCAUGCGUUGCACGAACCGCUGCUGGCGCCGGGCACUGCGGAUCUGACGGCCGAUGUGGACUUUAGGCACAUCAAGCAUGUGGUGGAGACGCACAAUCAAGUCCACUGUUGUGGACCAGUGCAGCAAGGCGAUUUUCUGUCGAGAAUGCAGGGCGAGCUUCGACUGGAGCAACUGCUGGCCAAUGCACUGCCCGAGAAUCAGGAUAUUAUACGCUCCGGCUACAAGAUGCUGACCGAUGCCAAUCAAAUGGGCAGCCGCUACAAGUUUCUGGCCAUGUUUCCGGGUGUAAUGGCUGAACACCUAAAGAAAUAUCCCGUGGCAGGCUUUUCAUAAUAUUAGUUGAUUAUUUAUAAAUGUGGGGAUACCUGUUCGAUACCUAAAAUAUCUAGUUUUUAUCGAUUAGAAUCGAUAGGAAUAAAAGCCGCAAUUUUAAAGCUAA
Molecule: messenger RNA, 1459 nt
Organism: Drosophila grimshawi
Lineage: Eukaryota; Metazoa; Arthropoda; Insecta; Diptera; Drosophilidae
Product: protein arginine methyltransferase NDUFAF7 homolog, mitochondrial
Exons: 2
Coding region: 16-1353 (445 amino acids)
Biological process (GO): mitochondrial respiratory chain complex I assembly
Cellular component (GO): mitochondrion
Molecular function (GO): protein-arginine omega-N symmetric methyltransferase activity
Source: RefSeq, a predicted model, not a curated record